AUGCACACCCAGAACACCGCCGACGACCACCGCGGUGGCCGCCACUUACGGCAACACCACAACGCUCAAUACAACAAACACCAAGCCCAAGAAAGUUUAACCACUCGUAUCACGAAGCUAAUAUGUGCGGUUUUUCUCAGCAUUAUCUUCACUAUCGGCUUGGUAAUGUUCGUUUUAUGGCUUAGUUUACGCCCACAUCGUCCCCGGUUUCACAUACAUGAAUUUUCCAUCCCGAGUUUGGCCGAACCUAACGGGCUUUCGAAUGUACACGUCACGUUUAACGUGACGGCCCAAAACCCGAACCUCGAUAUCGGGAUUUAUUACGACACGAUGAAUCUCACUUUGUAUUAUCAGGAUCAAACUAUAGCGGAAACACCAUUGUUGUUUCCGUUCUAUCAAUCAUCGAAGAACACGGUCGUUGUCUAUGGCACGUUGUCGGGACCCACAUUGAGGAUUAACUAUGCGCGUUGGAUACAGCUGUUGGCGGCUCGAAAACGGGGGUCGGUGCCGUUUCGGCUCGACGUGGCCUCGUCGAUUCGGUUUAAGGUGUCGGCAUGGGACAGUCGACGCCAUAAGAUGCAUGCAAAUUGUGAAAUAGGAGUCGGGUCAAAUGGGAUGUUACUAGAAAGCGAUAAGGAAAAGAAAUGCCCGGUGUAUUUCACUUAA
This is a messenger RNA of Cynara cardunculus var. scolymus (artichoke), 666 nucleotides long. RefSeq names its product protein NDR1-like. Gene Ontology annotation, biological process: defense response to other organism. Lineage: Eukaryota; Viridiplantae; Streptophyta; Magnoliopsida; Asterales; Asteraceae. The coding region runs from base 1 to 666 and encodes 221 amino acids. The transcript has a single exon. The record is from RefSeq and is a predicted model, not a curated record.